CAACGGGCGCAACCUCAGAUAAGCAAACAUGGCGACGUUUCCGUUACGGACAUCUCUGUGAACUUUUUGACGCAUUCUGUUCUCUGCUGCUGUUUAUUUCUACCUCUACGCACGCUUUUUUAUUUUUAUUUAUUUAUUUAUUUUACAUGACAGACGGGCUUAGCGACGGGUACUGAGUUAAAAGCAAGACGCGGAGGUAUCGACGCUUCUACCGCUGCGAAUAUUUGAAGCAGCCCGGCCAUGGAGGAGGCUCUGGUCCUGGUUCAGAGGAUCAGCGCGCACCCGGACUCCCGCUGCUGGUUCGUCUCCUGGAGCCCGAACGGCGCCCUGCUGGCUUCAUGCGGGGGGGACAAGGCCAUCCGGAUAUGGGGACGAGAGGGAGACUUUUGGAUAUGUAAGACGGUGCUGCAGGACGGCCACCAGCGCACCGUGAGGAAGGUGGCCUGGUCUCCUUGUGGAAACUACCUGGCCUCCGCCAGUUUUGAUGCAACCACGUGCAUCUGGAAAAAGAAGAAUGAUGACUUUGAGAGUUUGACUGUGUUGGAGGGUCACGAGAACGAGGUCAAGUGCGUGGCGUGGGCCCCAUCAGGGAACCUCCUGGCCACGUGUAGCCGAGACAAGAGCGUCUGGGUUUGGGAAGUGGACGAAGAUGAAGAGUACGAGUGUGUUACUGUGUUGAACUCUCACACGCAGGAUGUCAAGCACGUGGCGUGGCACCCCACAAAGGAGCUUCUGGCCUCGGCCAGCUAUGACAACAACAUCUGCGUUUACAAAGAGGAAGACGACGACUGGGAGUGCCAGGCCACCUUGCAGGGACACACCUCCACGGUGUGGAGUUUGUGCUUCGAUGCUACCGGGGAGAGGAUGGCCUCCUGCAGCGAUGACCGCACCGUCAAGAUUUGGAAAGAGUUUCCCAGUGAGAGCGGGCCGGGCAACCUCUCCUGGAAGUGCGUCUGCACUCUGUCUGGGUAUCAUGGACGAACGGUGUACGAUGUGGCCUGGUGUCCACUGACGGGAGCGCUGGCCACUGCCAGUGGCGACGACGCAGUGAGGGUUUUCAAAGAGGACGCCGCGGCCAGUCCAGACGAGUGCGUAUUUUCGCUCGCCGCCCAGGCGACCAAGGCUCACAGCCAAGAUGUUAACUGCGUCUCCUGGAACCCGAAGGAGGCGGGCCUGCUGGCUUCCUGCAGCGACAACGGGGAGAUCGUAAUCUGGAGGUUCAAAGAGGAGGACUGAUUCUCUGGCCUUUGGAUCUGGCUUUGUCUGAAGUUUUCUUGCUUUUUUUUUUUUUUUUAUACAGAAUUCUGCUUGAUGCAAAUGUUUGUCUACAUUUAUGAUGAGAAUCCUGCUGCAAUGCACCAUGUGCUUUUGAGUUUACAUCUCAGAAAUGAGAUGAAUUGACAGUUGCUUAAAGUUUAUAUAAAUACAAAAUAUUAAACACGA
Molecule: messenger RNA, 1443 nt
Organism: Fundulus heteroclitus (mummichog)
Lineage: Eukaryota; Metazoa; Chordata; Actinopteri; Cyprinodontiformes; Fundulidae
Gene: ciao1
Product: cytosolic iron-sulfur assembly component 1
Exons: 7
Coding region: 241-1236 (331 amino acids)
Biological process (GO): iron-sulfur cluster assembly
Cellular component (GO): cytosolic [4Fe-4S] assembly targeting complex
Molecular function (GO): protein binding
Source: RefSeq, a predicted model, not a curated record